AUGACACCAAUUGUGGUGUUUUUCUUGAUUGGCUUGGCGGAGGGGCAGGGGUGGAGGCCGUGGGAUCGAUUCAACAACAAUUUCGGUAACUCUGGAAACUGGGGCGGUGGCGGCGGAGGUGACCAUCGAGGAGGGCCUCCACCACCGGGUCCAAGAGACGUUCCACCGCCAAUUCCACCACCAGGAUUUCCACAUGGCGGAGGACCAGAACCAUUUUCGCAUGGAGGUUUGAGAGUUUGAUGUAGGCUAGUUUAAUGAUUAGUGCGUGAUCUUUUCAGUUCAAAACAUAAUAAAGAUCACAGAGAUUAUUGAGCCAGCGAGAAAAGGACUUGGAGGACUAGGUGAUGUGCUCUCCGACUUCAAGGUUUGACUUGAUUUUUUAAAACAAUGUUUUAAAAUACAUUAUUUUUCAGGAUUUUCACAACAAACGCAAGAAAUUCUCGAACAGAGAAUGGAAAGGAAAAGUGAAACAAUUCUGUCAUCGGUUCCCGGGACAUCCAAACUGCAGAAGAGGGACGAUUCCGGACCAGAAAGAACUUGAGGACAUGGUUGGACAGUUCUCAAGAGGAGGCAUCGGAAAGUUUUUAAGAAGAGUGCCAAAGUAAGGAUUAGACUGGGAAAAACAGAUAACAGCAUAACCAUUAACAUUCUAUCAGGAUUCAUAUCGAUGACCCACUUGCUCAUGUUGACCCAAAACUGCGAGAGUUUCUGGAUAAUGCUGGUCAUGGAUUUGGACAUCUCAGCUCGGAUCAUGUCAACAAAAUCAGAGUAUAUAUAGAACUUUGAGUGUCUAGCCUAAUCCCAAAUAUAAUUUUACAGGACAUUUGCAAAAAACGGAAAUGCAGAGAACAACCAGAAUCUGCCAAAAAGCUGAGAGAACUUUUCACUCAAAAGGUGCACUUUCUUGUUUGAUCGUUCCCAUCAGUUCUCUUUUCAGCUGACCGAUUUCGAAAACAAGUUCGCCACAAAAGACAAAUCCGACGUUGUCCAACUGCGAUUUGACAGAACUUUGCAGAUCAAGGAAGCACUUAUUGAGAAGGGUAAUCUGACUGCUGACGUGGCACCAGUUGACAAUGGAGUCUAUGACUUGGACACUAUGCUCACUGAAGAACAAGCUAAUAUUCUGUUAAAUGAGCUGAACAAGGCGGGAGUGGGAGAUGAAGAGAUCCCACUGCCUGAGUCUGAUGAUGACGAUGAUUCUGAUAAUGAGACCAAUUCCACAGACACAACUACUAAAGCUCCAGGCAAAAGAGCAAGAAAGUGAGUUGCAAUUUCUUUACCAGUUUUCAUGGACCUUUACAGAUCUGCGCUGUAUUUUGAAGGUAAUCUUAUCAAGAAAUGGGAUCCAAGUUCUCCAAUCAAAUAUGUGCUUGAUGACUCACUUGGUAAUCUAACAUCCACGCUGACCCAUUUUGUGACAUUUUUCAGAAGCCCUUGACAAGAACGAUGUGCGAGCAGCAAUUUACGAAAUCGAAAAGAACACGUGCAUUCGGUUCAAAGAACUCAGCUCCCCUCCAACUGGAUCUCACAUUGUCUACUACAAAGUCGACAGUCCCACUUUGUAAGAAGCCAUUCAGUAUAUUUAAAAGAAUAAAAUUAUGUUUCAGCUGUGGACUAUCCUAUGUCGGUCGAGCUGAUCCCGCUAACCCGGUCUACUUGAGUUUCGGAUGUGACAAUGUAAAGUUUCUCUUUGCUUUUCACUUUAAAACCUGAAAAGAUGGUUAUUUCAGAACAAAGGAGUAGCAAUUCACGAAACCAUGCAUGCUCUUGGAGUGGCUCACCAACAUCUCCGCACCGAUCGUGAUCAGUUCAUUACUAUCAACUGGAGCAACAUCGAUCCGCAGCAAUACGAUGCUUUUGUAGUUGUCGACUCGAAGCUCUACACUUCGUACGGAGUCAAAUAUGCCUAUGACAGCAUCAUGCACUACAAUGGUUACACUGCCGCUCAGAACAUUGCUAUUCCAACCAUGAACCCCAAAACGAACCCAGAAGUGAAUUUGAAAGUUUUGGGACAAAGAAAAAAGAUGGGUACUACGGAUAUUGAACUUUUGAAGAAAAUGUACUGCCAACCAGGUUACUUUUCUAGUUGGUGCCUCCAAAAAACAAUAUUUUUUAGGCUGUGAGGACAAAAACGUCUACUGUGGAGCGUGGGCUCUGAAAGAUCUGUGCAAGGCCACCGGCCAUGAUCAAUACAUGGCUGCUAACUGCAAGAAAAGCUGCAAUCUAUGUGCUGCUGGAUGA
This is a messenger RNA of Caenorhabditis sp. 36 PRJEB53466, 2241 nucleotides long. Lineage: Eukaryota; Metazoa; Nematoda; Chromadorea; Rhabditida; Rhabditidae. The record is from the annotation of a GenBank genome assembly.